Molecule: messenger RNA, 750 nt
Organism: Durio zibethinus
Lineage: Eukaryota; Viridiplantae; Streptophyta; Magnoliopsida; Malvales; Malvaceae
Product: hydrophobic protein RCI2B
Cellular component (GO): membrane
Source: RefSeq, a predicted model, not a curated record
CCAUUUCUCUCAUAUCCACACCCACACCCACACCCACACCCACACCGAAGGCGAAGUAGUUAUCUUACCUUACGUACUAGAACCCUCUGAAAACACUCUUGAAUUUCUUCUCUGUCCCGUCCUUUGUUGUCUCGGUGAAAGAAAGAAAGUAGGAAAGAAAAGGCUUUUAUCUUUUUGGCUUGGAAGAAAAAGAAGAAGAAGAAGAAAAAUGGCAGAUGAUAGCACAGCUACCUGCAUAGAUAUCCUCUUAGCCAUCAUAUUACCUCCUCUUGGAGUCUUCCUCAAGUAUGGUUGCAAGGUGGAGUUCUGGAUCUGUCUUGUACUGACCCUCCUUGGAUACCUCCCUGGUAUCAUUUAUGCAGUCUAUGCCAUCACCAAAUAGUCAUCUAAUUCCAUCUUCUAUAAGUGGCGAUUCGGUGUAUGAAUCUUGUUUCAAAAUGUGUGUUGAUUGCGGCAUUCUUCUUCUUGUUGCCACUUGGUUGGCCUUUAUUUGUUUUUAUAAAUUCAAUAGUUUGUUUGUCAAAUUGAUGUAAAGCUGUGUUAAGCUUGAUGAUAAGUGGGGGCUGUCAAAUUUGUCAUGUUAUGUUAGUGUCUGUGUCCUGGCCAAGACAAUGAUGUACUAGUCCAUUACCCAUUGUUUCCUUUUCAUCAAAUUAUUUAGUGGGUUGUUACUUUUUGUCAAUUUAAUGUGAAACCAAUAUAUUGCCCAUUCUCAAGUGUCCCAAUUAAUAAAGAAUUCUUCUCCUUUAA